This is a messenger RNA of Chlorella variabilis, 1074 nucleotides long. RefSeq lists its product as hypothetical. Lineage: Eukaryota; Viridiplantae; Chlorophyta; Trebouxiophyceae; Chlorellales; Chlorellaceae. The record is from RefSeq and is a predicted model, not a curated record. Gene Ontology annotation, molecular function: DNA-binding transcription factor activity. Gene Ontology annotation, biological process: regulation of DNA-templated transcription; DNA-templated transcription initiation. The transcript has 9 exons. Bases 1 to 1074 code for a protein of 357 amino acids.
AUGCGGGCGGCGGCGCCAGGACCUCCCAUCCUCACCCAAAUCCCCAUCGCCUCAUUACCUGUGGCGCAUUUGAGCCCCGAAUGCUCCCCACAACUGGACACCGCGACGGCCCUGCGGCGGGACCUUCUGGCCUCCAUCCUGGAUCCGCUGGACGAGCAGCACCAGCAGCAGCUACCCGGGUGGCGCCGCGGCGGCACCGCAGCGGCGUCGACGACAGUUUCGGCAGCGGCUGCUCCUGGCAGCGUGCGGCAGCGCCGGUGGCGGCGCCUGGUGCGUGCGGGAGCCGAGGCGGGGACUAGGCAGCAAGGGCCGCCGCUCCUGCUGGAGCAGCUGCCUCAGCCAAUAGCACCAGCCGCCAAACGCCACCCGAGCGCCGCGGAGCAGCGUGAGCUGGCUAGAGCAGCGGGGGCAGGCGACGAGCGUGCCGUGGCCGCGCUUGUGGACGCCAACCGCGCACUCGUGCAUUUCUUGGCGCGGCGGUUUCUCGGCAAGGGACUGGCGCGGGAGGACUUGGUGAGCGAGGGCAUGCUAGCGCUUGAGCGGGCAGCUAGGCGGUACAGGCCGCAGCCCGGGCGGGACGCCAGCUUUGGCACCUUUGCUGCCGCCACCAUCCUCAAUGGCAUGUCGCGUGCGCUGCACACUCAGUCGCGGGACGUACGCCUGCCUGUGCACCACUUCCGAGACAUGGCCCGCGUACGGCAAGCCACCCUGGAGCUUGCCACCGAGCAGCUCAGGCAGCCGGACUACACGCUGCACCUGCUGCGCGCCAUGGGCAGCCAGGUGGGCCAGUCGCCGCUGAUGCAGGUCCUUGACCAGGAGAUGGCGGCGCCGAUGGAUCAAGACCCCACGCAGCAGGGCGGCGUGUCGCUGGAUGGGCUGGAGGUUCUGUUGGAGGACGAAGUGGCUGCAGAGGAGCGGAGCCAGCUGAUUGAGGCAGAGCUGCGCAGCUGCCUGGCCAGGCUGGAACCGCAGCAAGUCAGCGUGGUUGAGCUGAGGCAUGGGCUGGAUGGCGAGGGGCUGCGGCGGACAUGGAAGGAGGGCAGCUACUGCGCCUGGGACUCCUGCUUGUGGUAG